AUGGCCGGCAAACAGGAAAACACUUCCCAAAAUCUACUCAACAACAAGUGGGACCUUGUCUUGUCCAACACUUUGAUCAAGACCGCCAUGGGUUUUGGCGGCGGUGUUUUGGCGUCCAUUCUUUUUUUCAGAAGAAGAGCUUUCCCCGUAUGGAUCGGCGUGGGCUUUGGUUUAGGCAGAGGCUAUUCGGAGGGUGACGCUAUCUUCAGAGCCGACAACUUCCACGGCAUCAGAUUGCAGCAGAGCUAG
Molecule: messenger RNA, 249 nt
Organism: Candidozyma auris
Lineage: Eukaryota; Fungi; Ascomycota; Pichiomycetes; Serinales; Metschnikowiaceae
Exons: 2
Coding region: 1-249 (82 amino acids)
Cellular component (GO): mitochondrion; MICOS complex; mitochondrial inner membrane
Source: RefSeq, a predicted model, not a curated record